AUUUGUUUUAUUAUGAAGAACAUAACCUCAAAAAAAACUCACAUUGAUUUAACGACAUCAUACUUAAAAUUCAGUGUAUGUAACCAGAGUAAAAUUGGACAUAUUUUAAGCAGAACAACGAAAAGGUCAAUCAAGAAAUGGAUAACGAAGGAUUAGAAAUGGAUGUAACCGAUGAAGUUAUGGAGGAGGAUAUGGAAAAUAGUGAUGAUUCCAGUGGCGAUGAAGAUGGUGAUGAUAACAAAGUGAGUGCAGAUGAAAAGGCAGAAGUGUAUUUGCCUGGGAAACCGCUCGAUGCAGACGAAGAAUUGGUGUGCGAUGAAUCGGCCUAUGUGAUGUUGCAUCAAGCCCGAACUGGUGCUCCAUGCCUGAGUUUUGAUAUAAUUCAGGAUCAAUUGGGCGAUAAUCGUGAUACAUAUCCGUUAUCUUGUUACAUUGUGGCCGGUACACAAGCAGCCAAAGCACAUGUCAACAAUGUUAUCGUGAUGAAAAUGUCAAAUUUACAUCGAAAUUCCGAGCAAAAUGAAUCCGAUUCCGAAUCAGAAAUUGAUGAUGACGAAGAUGAACAUGCAGCGUCCAAACAAAAACAACCGCAAAUGGAUUGUGCACUGAUUAAACAUUCGGGUUGUAUAAACCGAAUACGAGCAACAAAUGUGGCAAAUAAUGUAUUGGCCGCAACAUGGAGCGAAUUAGGACGUGUAAAUAUUUGGAAUUUAUCCGAUCAAUUGUUAGCGGUCAACGAUAAGGAAUUGCUUAGUUCGUAUCAAAAAGAUGGAAAAGCAAAUAAAGUCAAUUGCUUGUAUACGUUCAGUGGACAUCAACAAGAAGGUUUUGCAUUAGAUUGGAGUUUAACGGUUCAAGGUUUAUUGGCCACCGGUGAUUGUCGACGAGACAUUCAUAUUUGGCAACCACAUGAAUCAGGCACAUGGAAUGUUGACCAAAGACCAUUGAUUGGUCACACGGAUUCGGUGGAAGAUUUACAAUGGAGCCCCAACGAGCAAAGCGUUUUGGCUUCAUGCUCGGUUGAUAAAAGCAUUCGCAUUUGGGACAUUCGAGCCGCACCAACCAAAGCCUGCAUGUUAACAUGCGACAAUGCCCAUAGUAACGAUAUUAAUGUUAUCAGUUGGAAUAGAAAUGAACCAUUCAUUGCUAGUGGUGGUGAUGAUGGUGUACUUCAUAUUUGGGAUUUGAGACAAUUCCAAUCGAAAACCCCCAUAGCAACAUUCAAACAUCACACAAAACCAAUAACAACAGUUGAAUGGCAUCCAAGCGAUUCAACGGUUUUGGCCACUGGCGGUGCUGAUGAUCAAGUUGCACUGUGGGAUUUGGCAUUAGAAAAAGAUUCAGAGGCAACAGCUGGCGGUAGCAAUGGAACAACUGAAGAAGAUGAUCUGAACGAAUUACCACCACAACUGUUAUUCAUUCACCAAGGACAAACCGAUAUCAAAGAAUUACAUUGGCAUCCACAAAUGCCGGGAGUCAUUCUAUCGACGGCACACAGUGGAUUUAAUGUUUUUAAAACCAUUAGUGUUUAAGAAGUUUUUACUUUUAUCUUGUCAUCCAAAUCGGUGAGAAACUGUGGGACGAAUAAAUAAAUUUAAUUAUUUUACAAUAUAAAUCGAUACAAA
Molecule: messenger RNA, 1625 nt
Organism: Contarinia nasturtii (swede midge)
Lineage: Eukaryota; Metazoa; Arthropoda; Insecta; Diptera; Cecidomyiidae
Product: glutamate-rich WD repeat-containing protein 1
Exons: 3
Coding region: 138-1532 (464 amino acids)
Molecular function (GO): protein binding
Source: RefSeq, a predicted model, not a curated record